Jatropha curcas is the source of this 2056-nucleotide messenger RNA. RefSeq names its product Tetratricopeptide repeat (TPR)-like superfamily protein. Gene Ontology annotation, molecular function: protein binding; zinc ion binding; RNA binding. The record is from RefSeq and is a predicted model, not a curated record. Gene Ontology annotation, biological process: RNA modification. Lineage: Eukaryota; Viridiplantae; Streptophyta; Magnoliopsida; Malpighiales; Euphorbiaceae.
ACUACGUAGGACACCCAAGUCCAACUACAGGCGUUGCAAAUUCUGAUAAUGAUUCCCGCCAUUUCCCUCUUAGGCGGCACUACCCGCCCAAUCGAAGCAGCUGUAAUUUCAGGUCCCAAAUCUCCCAAACCCCAAAAACCUUUCCUUAAUCACACCCUAAAAUCUCUCCCCAAAUCCUUCAAUCUCGACGAGGCAAUUCGUCGCAUUGAAUCUUCACCAGCCAAGUAUACUGAUCCUGAGACAUAUGUUCUCCUUCUCCAUGCCUGUAUUUCCCAUAAAUCAUUAUAUCACGGACAAAGAAUCUAUCAGCAUCUGCAAAACCUAUCAAAAUACCAAAACGGACAUAACCUCAUUCAAAAUCCCACUUUAAAGAGCAAACUCAUUACCCUUUUCUCAAUUUGCAGCCGUCUUGAAGACGCACGCAGUAUUUUUGACAAUGGAUUUGAUAAUGAAGGCGCGCCUGAGUCAGUUUGGGUGGCAUUGGCAAUUGGGUAUUUGAAAAAUAAGCGUUUUAGGGAGGCAUUGCUUGUUUAUAUUGACAUGUUGUGGCAUAAUGUACAACCGGGUAACUUUUCGUUUUCUGUAGCGUUAAAAGCCUGUGUAAAUUUGAACGAUUUAAGGAUCGGUAGAGGUGUUCAUGGUCAGGUUAUAAAGUCUAGUGAAGAGCCUGAUCAGGUGGUGAAUAAUGCUGUUUUAAGUUUAUACGGGCAAUUUGGGUGUUUAAAUGAUGUUUUGAAGAUGUUCGAUGAAAUGCCUCAAAGAAAUGUUGUUUCUUGGAAUUCUUUGAUUUCAGGUUUUUCUAGGCAAGAUAAAUUGUUUGAGGCACUUGAUUUGUUUAGGAAGAUGAUGCAAAGUGAGAGAGUGGAAUUUACUUGGGUUACUAUUACGACAAUUUUACCAAUUUGCGCAAGGUUGACUGUCCUUAAUAGUGGGAAAGAGUUACAUGGACAAAUUAUUAAAUCAGCAAAACGACCGGAUAUCUUGGUGUUAAAUUCUCUUAUUGACAUGUAUGGGAAAUGUGGAUUGGUUGAUUAUGGAAGGAGGCUGUUUGAUGGAAUGAGAAGUAAGGAUUUGGCAUCUUGGAACUCUAUGUUGACUGGAUAUGCAAUCAAUGGCCACAUGAGAGCAGCAAUGGAGUUCUUUGAUGAAAUGAUUUCAUCUGGCAUGAAGCCAGAUGAGGUUACCUUCAUUUCAUUAUUAUCAGGCUGCAGCCAUGCUGGGCUUACAGAGAAUGGAAAGAAAUUGUUUUAUAAGAUGGAGAAAGAUUUUAGGGUAUCACCAUGUUUGGAGCAUUAUGCUUGUUUGGUAGAUUUAUUGGGUAGAUCUGGAAGAAUUGGGGAGGCAAUGGAGAUAGUCAAAACCAUGCCCAUGAAACCAAGUGGCAGCAUAUGGGGAUCAUUGCUUAACUCAUGCCACCGCCAUGGUAAUAUCUCUUUUGCAGAGUCUAUAGCAGAGCGAUUGUUUGAGUUGGAGCCAAAUAAUCCUGGGAAUUAUGUGAUACUCUCAAAUAUUUAUGCAAAUGCAGGGAUGUGGGACUCUGUAAAUAAAGUUCGAGAGACAAUGCAAAUAAGAGGAAUUAAGAAAGAGGCUGGAUGUAGUUGGAUACAAGUGAAGAAUAGAGUUCACACUUUUGUUGCUGGUGGGGGUUUUGAGUUUCGUAAUUCUGUUGAGUAUAAGAAGAGCUGGAAUGAGUUGUCAGAAGCUAUGAAAGAAAUUGGUUAUGUCCCUGAUACAAGUGUUGUUCUCCAUGAUGUAAAUGAAGAAACAAAAGCAAUGUGGGUAUGUGGGCAUAGCGAGCGUCUUGCAACUAUGUUUGCACUUGUAAAUACUGCUGAUGGAAUGCCAAUUAGGAUUACAAAGAACCUUCGUGUUUGUAUAGAUUGUCACUCUUGGGUCAAGGUUGUGUCAAGAAUAACAGGAAGGAUCAUUGUUCUAAGAGACACAAAUCGCUUUCACCACUUCAAAGAAGGUACAUGUUCUUGUAAUGAUUAUUGGUAACAUUGGUAAAGCAUUUGUACAAAUACAUAAUGUUUCAAUCUUUUUUGUAUUUUAUUAU